This is a messenger RNA of Procambarus clarkii (red swamp crayfish), 1704 nucleotides long. NCBI's taxonomy places the organism in Eukaryota, Metazoa, Arthropoda, Malacostraca, Decapoda, Cambaridae. The record is from RefSeq and is a predicted model, not a curated record.
AUGUGGCUCGUUAGUGCGAGUCUAAGUGGGUUUAAAGUUAAUACAGAAGACCACCCGGCCGCCCCACAGACCACCCGGCCGCCCCACAGACCACCCGGCCGCCCCACAGACCACCCGGCCGCCCCACAGACCACCCGGCCGCCCCACAGACCACCCGGCCGCCCCACAGACCACCCGGCCGCCCCACAGACCACCCGGCCGCCCCAAAGACCACCCCGCCGCCCCAAAGACCACCCGGCCGCCCCACAGACCACCCGGCCGCCCCACAGACCACCCGGCCGCCCCAAAGACCACCCGGCCGCCCCAAAGACCACCCGGCUGCCCCACAGACCACCCGGCCGCCCCAAAGACCACCCGGCCGCCCCACAGACCACCCGGCCGCCCCAAAGACCACCCGGCCGCCCCACAGACCACCCGGCCGCCCCACAGACCACCCGGCCGCCCCAAAGACCACCCGGCUGCCCCAAAGACCACCCGGCCGCCCCACAGACCACCCGCCGCCCCACAGACCACCCGGCCGCCCCAAAGACCACCCGGCCGCCCCACAGACCACCCGGCCGCCCCACAGACCACCCGGCCGCCCCACAGACCACCCGGCCGCCCCACAGACCACCCGGCCGCCCCACAGACCACCCGGCCGCCCCACAGACCACCCGGCCGCCCCAAAGACCACCCAGCCGCCCCAAAGACCACCCGGCCGCCCCACAGACCACCCGGCCGCCCCACAGACCACCCGGCCGCCCCAAAGACCACCCGGCCGCCCCAAAGACCACCCGGCUGCCCCACAGACCACCCGGCCGCCCCAAAGACCACCCGGCCGCCCCACAGACCACCCGGCCGCCCCAAAGACCACCCGGCCGCCCCACAGACCACCCGGCCGCCCCACAGACCACCCGGCCGCCCCAAAGACCACCCGGCCGCCCCAAAGACCACCCGGCCGCCCCACAGACCACCCGGCCGCCCCACAGACCACCCGGCCGCCCCAAAGACCACCCGGCCGCCCCACAGACCACCCGGCCGCCCCACAGACCACCCGGCCGCCCCACAGACCACCCGGCCGCCCCACAGACCACCCGGCCACCCCACAGACCACCCGGCCGCCCCACAGACCACCCGGCCGCCCCAAAGACCACCCGGCCGCCCCACAGACCACCCAGCCGCCCCAAAGACCACCCGGCCGCCCCACAGACCACCCAGCCGCCCCAAAGACCACCCGGCCGCCUCACAGACCAUCCGGCCGCCCCACAGACCACCCAGCCGCCACACAGACCACCCAGCCGCCCCACAGACCAUCUGGCCGCCCCACAGACCAUCCAGCCGCCUCACAGACCACCCAGCCGCCUCACAGACCACCCAGCCGCCCCACAGACCAUCUGGCCGCCCCACAGACCAUCCGGCCGCUCUACAGACCAUCUGGCCGCCCCACAGACCACCCAGCCGCCUCACAGACCACCCAGCCGCCACACAGACCAUCUGGCCGCCCCACAGACCACCCAGCCUCCCCACAGACCACCCGGCCGCCCUACAGACCAAUACUCUGGACAAGCGGAGGAGUAUCCGGCCCAGGGCCAGCUCUGGUCCGAGGCAGCCGGCCGCUUACCGUCAAAUUUCCGCAUCUCGUCCAUGUUCAAAUUGGCAGAUAGAUCGGCCGACGAAAGGCGACAAAAAUCGAUGCAAUUUCCUUGGCUUAUUACUUCAUGGUGA